CUACCAUACAUUUGACGCGUUACCAACAUCACUGGCACUGGCACCCGAAAAAUGGGCAGUUUACCCUUAUCUUAUGUUGAUUCGGGCAAACCGGCUAAAUGUUGACUGCAAUCAUUAAUAGCAUAUCAGACAGUUGUGAGCAAUUUCUUAAGGUUUUCACAUGGUAUGUGAUAUUCUAAGUGAUAUUUAGUACAUUAAUUGUGUCCCAAAGCAAAGUGAAGCAAACUGUGACAGCAGAAAAAGUAGUUUUGGGACAAACGGUACAGAAAUAGAUGUUCGUAACGCUUGAAAGCUACCAUACCAUUCCCUUGGAAAACACGAACUCUCUUUCUUGAAAAAAAAUCCCCAUCAUUGAGUAAAUAUUUACGAUCCAAUUUCUCUUAUUCAUUACUUGUUCAUAACGCGACUAACUUUAUAUUCUCAGCUGUGCACAGAGUUGCCAAUAAAAUUUUUAAUUGAACUGGAAGAAUGCUGAAGAAAAAACUUGAAAAAACUGGAUUCCAAAUAAAUUUGCCAAAUACCUAAAAAAUAAAUUGUCAGGGAGCUUUUCUGUGAUGGUUAUUGAAUCCAAUAUAAGUUUUAAAUACAGCAACUUCGGGUUUGCAUUUUGUUGAAAUUGUAAACUGCAAAAAGGCAAAGCCUUGGUACUACAUUCCGAAUCGGAACUUGACCUUCUGUUUAUUAUACACAGACUUCGCAGCCAACUGUUGGAUGUACAGGACAAUUGCGGGGCUAGCGCUACGAUAAUAUUGACACUAACAGUCUCUGCCGAGCCGAGAGUCGAACCUACGACGACUGGCUGGUUAGGCCAGUAUCGUACCUCGAGACCAACUGGAAGGUUUGAAAUUGUAGACUGAAGAACUUCAUUUACAGGAGCAAAAUUACAAAUUGCGCAACUAGUUCAUCGCAAAAUCACGAAAAUGAUGUUCUAUUCAUUUACUUUAACUUUGAACAAAAGAACUGAUGCAACGUUUUCUUACGUUACAUCUGUGAAGUUUAAAUUUCAAUUAUCUCUGAGAUCGCUAUCCCUAGGUAUCUAAUUAUUCGAACAAUUUUGAAACUGCUAAACAAAACAAUAUCGCACGCUUAGCCUUGGGGCUAAUAGCGGUCUCGAUCAACUAGAUUAGUUGAGAGAAUUCGUUAUCGAUAUUUUUUUUUUGGCACAUUUUGCAUGUGUAGUAUAAGUACAACGAUACACCGUGCCCCAGUGCUGAGUCAAAAAAAUUUCCAGCUCGAAAAGAUCCUCGACUCGAUCGGGAAUCGAACCCGAUAUCACAAUCGUGUGGGAAAGCUAGCCGACCGACAUCGCUAACCACAGAGCCACGGGGACCACUUUGAAACUGCUACGCCACUGAAAUAAAUUUGGAGAAUGUCGCCUUUAUAUAAUAUCUUUGAGACGGAUUGUUUUUAUUUUUAUAUAACAUUAACCCAUCAUUGCAAUUAAUUUUUUUUCUUCAUGAUCUGAUAAAACCAAUUUUUUAGUUUUAGAAUAAAGCUGAGAUUACUUGCCUUUUUCAUCUCAACCAUGCAAUACGAUUUUUAUUUUGGCUGUGUUUCGUGCGAGAAGAUACAAUACUGAAAAUACUGUUAAGAAAUCCACAAAAUCUACGUUCUAAAAAUAUUUCCAAACCAGUCGGAGCUUGAGUGUCCAGAAAAUCUGGAUAAAACUGGCAGAUAUACAAAAAAACUGGAAGAUUUUGGGAAUAAACUGUUUGACUGGAUCACUUGAAAAAAGCUGGAAGAAUCCAGUUUAAACUGAACAUUGGCAACUCUGGCUGUGCACAUAGAGAAUAACAUAUAUUGCGUGCUCCCACGAUGAAAAGUACAUCGUAAGAAGGAAGGCGGAGAGAGUGCACCAGUAACGAUUUUUUUUAUAUGGUGCUCUUUUGUGAUCUUCGUUAUUCACCUACCAUGGAGGUCUGUUUGCAAAUGUGCGAAGAAUAAGAAUAACUCGCACACUGACGACGAUGUCAAUGCAUCAUAGGCUUGGUUUAUACGUAUUCAUUAGUCGCUAGAAGCGAUUUUUUUCCAUCGGUGUGAACCACUGUGGAAUGGCGUACGCGCAUCGUCACGUUGUUAUUUUUUCCCAACCGGCACAAUAAUAAUAAUCAGUUAAGGUUCAACACCGGACCGUAUAGGCUACAGACACAGAGUGCUACCACGGCGCGCGAUUAAUAACUUACUUUCAAACCGUUUGAUAGUUACGUGCUUGAUCUGUCGUGUUCCAAAAAACAAAUGUCGACACUCGAAAGCUUUGAAUCUUCAGGGACACGCAGCUGGAUCAGUGGUGACUAUUUCGCGCGGAUUCUCGAACAAUACUUUGGCACAGAGGUCGUAGUUGUAAGCUUUUCCAUCGAAGACGGAUCGCCAGAGGGCCAAAAUUUUAUGAACUCAAUUAUACGUGCUAGGAUAACAUACUGCAGACGCGACAACGAUGAGUGGAGUACGACUUCGUUGAUUUUGAAAACAGGUUUGUCCAAUCCGGAGCUAGCCAGAAAUGUCCAGUACGUACUUCGAAUCGAAAAAGACAUUUAUGGGCCGAUUAUGCGCGAAAUCGACGAUCUUCUCGCAGGUUCAGGUGACUUUUGCAGUUUUGGACCAAGGUUGAUCUACGAAGAUCAGGAUGCACUUGUCCUAGAAGACUUAGCCCUGAAAGGGUACUCACAGCCUGAUCGAAAGGCUCGUUUGGAUAUGAACCACUGUGUACUGCUUAUAAAAAAGAUAGCAAAAUUCCACGCGGCGACAGCUGUCUUGGGUCGAAAGAAACGAGAGCUCUUCCAUUUACACAUGGGUAGUGGAUUUCUGGAUCCCACAAAUGCGAUCCGUUUGUACUAUAUGAAUUGUAUCGCUGAAUGUAUAUUGCUGACUGAAACCGUACCGGAUCUAACAUACUAUAGAGACUUCCUCUGUGAUUUCGCUAAGACCAUGACGGAACGUGAAUGUAGUACAUUUUCACGAGAGGAUGAAGAAUUUAACGUAUUGAACCACGGAGAUCUAUGGCAGAAUAACGCACUCUGGCGAUACGACCCACAAGGAUUCGUCCAGGACGUUUUGCUAAUCGACUAUCAGGAGUGUUUUUUUGGCUCACCCGGCGUUGAUUUGAACCAUUUUCUCUAUUCGUCCGCCAAUAAUGACGUUCAGCGGAACGGUUUUGGUGAAUUAAUCGAAAUCUACGUUAACGAGCUGCAAGUGACCUUGAAAAUGCUAAACUACGACUUGAAGGUACCGACGCUGAACACAAUCCAACAAGAGAUGAUAAAAAAGCGUGACCAUGCUGUAAUCGUAACCACUUGCAUAGUACCGGCGUUGAUAAUGGAACGACCGGAGCUAGCCACGCCGGAAAAUAUGCUCGAUGACAGUGACCAAGCCAGACGAGCACGACGAGAAACGUUCACAAACCCAAAGUUCGUCGAGAUUUUGAAGAUACUUCUCCCACAGUUAGCCGAUGUGAACGGAUAAUAUGGACUGUACCAUUUAUUAACAUACCAAAAUCGUUAUCGUCGUCCAGAGUAAACAGUAUCUCGGGCAUAUGUAUACAUUUUGUACUAAUUUUGAUGUUAUCGGUAUUAUAUAAUGUCGGUUUUUAUGGCUGCUUUAA
Messenger RNA from Wyeomyia smithii (pitcher-plant mosquito), 3598 nucleotides. RefSeq lists its product as uncharacterized. NCBI's taxonomy places the organism in Eukaryota, Metazoa, Arthropoda, Insecta, Diptera, Culicidae. The coding region runs from base 2236 to 3459 and encodes 407 amino acids. The transcript is spliced from 4 exons. The record is from RefSeq and is a predicted model, not a curated record.